AUGAAAAAUCAGAAGCAUACGUACAAAUUGCACUACUUCAACAUUCGAGGACGUGCGGAGCCAAUCCGCCUGAUACUUGAGUACUACGGUGCAAAAUACGAUUAUCAUCGUAUCACCGAAGAAGAAUGGCCCAAUGUGAAAGGAGGUAAAAAUUUUUAAAG
Messenger RNA from Strongylus vulgaris, 161 nucleotides. The record is from the annotation of a GenBank genome assembly. Lineage: Eukaryota; Metazoa; Nematoda; Chromadorea; Rhabditida; Strongylidae.